Molecule: messenger RNA, 3938 nt
Organism: Corticium candelabrum
Lineage: Eukaryota; Metazoa; Porifera; Homoscleromorpha; Homosclerophorida; Plakinidae
Product: tetratricopeptide repeat protein 28-like
Exons: 30
Coding region: 1-3804 (1267 amino acids)
Molecular function (GO): protein binding
Source: RefSeq, a predicted model, not a curated record
AUGUACAUGUUGGGAUAUUUGAAAGAUGGAAAUUAUAAUUCAAAUUUUUCUAUUUUAGCUCUCAUCAAACUUGGUAGCUGCUACAGAGACAGCGGGAAUCUUGAGAAAAGUUUGAGUUUACUCGAGGAGGCAGUCGCAAUCAGCCGAUCAUGCUACUCAUCUUCUCAUCCCUUGUUGGCAAAUGCUAUAUAUCACCUUUCCAAUACGUACUAUUUACUUGACAGAAAAGAUGAAGCUUUGAAAUUGGCAAGAGAAACGUGGGAUAUUGCAAACGUAUCAUUACUGUCAUCACAUCCUCAAUUGGCCGAGUAUAUGAACCAAGUCGGUCGUUGUUGUUUAUCGCGAGGAGACUUCAACGAAGCCAUAGAGUGGUAUAAGAAAUCUCACCAAUUGCUACAACAACUACUUUCUUCACCUACACGAAACGAUCUCUUGGCAAAAACUCUCAUCAAACUUGGUAGCUGCUACAGAGACAGUGGGAAUCUUGAGAAAAGUUUGAGUUUACUCGAGGAGGCAGUCGCAAUCAGCCGAUCAUGCUACUCAUCUUCUCAUCCCUUGUUGGCAAAUGCUAUAGCUCACCUUUCCAAUACGUACCGUUUACUUGACAGAAAAGAUGAAGCUUUGAAAUUGGCAAGAGAAGCGUGGGAUAUUGCAAACGUAUCAUUACCGUCAUCACAUCCUCAAUUGGCCGAGUAUAUGAACCAAGUCGGUCGUUGUUGUUUAUCGCGAGGAGACUUCAACGAAGCCAUAGAGUGGUAUAAGAAAUCUCACCAAUUGCUACAACAACUACUUUCUUCACCUACACGAAACGAUCUCUUGGCAAAAACGCUAAAUGACCUUGCUGGCGCAUAUCAAACAGACGGGAAAUACGACAAGGCGAUAGAGACAUAUGAAGAGUUUCUGGAGUUGAAGAGGCGAUGCGAUGACGGGAAUCUAGUAGAAAUGUCUACGAUUCUCAUCAAUCUUGGUAGCUGCUACAGAGAAAGCGGAAAACUUGAGAAAAGUUUGAGUUUACUCGAGGAGGCAGUCGCAAUCAGCAGAUCAUGCUACUCAUCUUCUCAUCUCUCCUUGGCACUUGCUAUAGCUCACCUUUCCAAUACGUACCGUUUACUUGACAGAAAAGAUGAAGCUUGGACAUUGGCAAGAGAAGUGUGGGAUAUUGCAAACGUAUCAUUACCGUCAUCACAUCCUCAAUUGGCCGAGUAUAUGAACCAAGUCGGUCGUUGUUGUUUAUCGCGAGGAGACUACAACGAAGCCAUAGAGUGGUAUAAGAAAUCUCACCAAUUGCUGCAACAACUACCUUCUUCACAUACACGAGACGAUCUCUUUGCAAAAACGCUAAAUACCUUUGCUCUCGCAUACCAAAGAGUCGGGAAAUACAACGAGGCGAUAAAGACAUAUGAAGAGUCUCUCGAGUUGAAGAGGCGAUGCGAUGACGGAAAUUUAGCUGACACGUUUAGGACUCUCAUCAAACUUGGUAGCUGCUACAGAGACAGCGGGAAUCUUGAGAAAAGUUUGAGUUUACUCGAGGAGGCAGUCGCAAUCAGCAGAUCAUGCUACUCAUCUUCUCAUCCCUCCUUGGCCCAUGCUAUAUAUCACCUUUCCUCUACGUACGAUUUACUUGACAGAAAAGAUGAAGCUUGGAAAUUGGCAAGAGAAGCGUGGGAUAUUGCAAACGUAUCAUUACCGUCAUCACAUCCUCAAUUGGCCGAGUAUAUGAACCAAGUCGGUCGUUGUUGUUUAUCGCGAGGAGACUACAACGAAGCCAUAAUGUGGUAUAAGAAAUCUCACCAAUUGCUACAACAACUACCUUCUUCACCUAGACGGGACGAUCUCUUUGCAACAACGCUAAAUGACUUUGCUGUCGCAUAUCAAACAGACGGGAAAUACGACAAGGCGAUAGAGACAUAUGAAGAGUUUCUCGAGUUGAAGAGGCGAUGCGAUGACGGAAAUCUAGUGGGAAUGUCUACGAUUUUCAUAAAUCUUGGUUGCUGCUACAGAGACAGCGGGAAACUUGAGAAAAGUUUGAGUUUACUCGAGGAGGCAGUCGCAAUCAGCAGAUCAUGCUACUCAUCUUCUCAUCCCUCCUUGGCCCAUGCUAUAUAUCACCUUUCCUCUACGUACGAUUUACUUGACAGAAAAGAUGAAGCUUGGAAAUUGGCAAGAGAAGCGUGGGAUAUUGCAAACGUAUCAUUACCGUCAUCACAUCCUCAAUUGGCCAUCUAUAUGAACCAAGUCGGUCGUUGUUGUUUAUCGCGAGGAGACUCCAACGAAGCCAUAGAGUGGUAUAAGAAAUCUCACCAAUUGCUACAACAACUACCUUCUUCACCUACACGAAACGAUCUCUUGGCAAAAACGCUAAAUGACUUUGCUGUCGCAUAUCAAACAGACGGGAAAUACGACAAGGCGAUAGAGACAUAUGAAGAGUUUCUCGAGUUGAAGAGGCGAUGCGAUGACGGAAAUCUAGUGGGAAUGUCUACGAUUUUCAUAAAUCUUGGUUGCUGCUACAGAGACAGCGGGAAACUUGAGAAAAGUUUGAGUUUACUCGAGGAGGCAGUCGCAAUCAGCAGAUCAUGCUACUCAUCUUCUCAUCCCUCCUUGGCCCAUGCUAUAUAUCACCUUUCCUCUACGUACGAUUUACUUGACAGAAAAGAUGAAGCUUGGAAAUUGGCAAGAGAAGCGUGGGAUAUUGCAAACGUAUCAUUACCGUCAUCACAUCCUCAAUUGGCCAUCUAUAUGAACCAAGUCGGUCGUUGUUGUUUAUCGCGAGGAGACUCCAACGAAGCCAUAGAGUGGUAUAAGAAAUCUCACCAAUUGCUACAACAACUACCUUCUUCACCUACACGAAACGAUCUCUUGGCAAAAACGCUAAAUGACCUUGCUCUCGCAUAUGAAAGAGACGGGAAAUACGACGAGGCGAUAAAAACAUAUGAAGAGUCUCUCGAGUUGAAGAGGCGAUGCGAUGACGGAAAUCUAGUGGGAAUGUCUACGACUCUCAUCAAUCUUGGUAGCUGCUACAGAGAGAGCGGAAAAAUCGAGAAAAGUUUGAGUUUACUUGAGGAGGCAGUCACUAUCAGCCGAUCAUGCUACUCAUCUUCUCAUCCUUCCUUGGCAAAUGCUAUAUAUCACCUUUCCUCUACGUUCGAUUUACUUGACAGAAAAGAUGAAGCUUGGAAAUUGGCAAGAGAAGCGUUGGAUAUUGCAAACGUAUCAUUAACGUCAUCACAUUCUCAAUUGGCCGAGUAUAUGAACCUUUUGGGAGAUUGUUGUCGAUCACGAGGAAACUACGAUGAAGCCAUCUCCUGGCAUGAGGAAGCUAGACUAUUGCUGCAACAACAACAUGAAUCAUCUCAACGAGACAAAGGCAUUGCUACAAAUUUGUAUUUAUUGUCUCGCGACCAUGACGAGAAAGGAUGUUAUGAAGAAGCUAUAAAGUUGUGUUUGGAAGCAAUAGAAAUGCAACAAGAGAGUCAUUCUCCAAAUCCUCUUGAUAUCGCAAUUUAUACGAUAAGGUUAGGUUCGUAUGAAAUGAAGGCCUCAAGACUUGAAGCGUCUAUAACCCAUUUGCAAUCUUCCUUAUCAGUUUUGCAAGACACACUACCUACGAGUCAUCACACCGCAGAUUGUCACUUUUACCUUGCUACGUCGUUUCUUGUUAUGAAAGAAGCGACCCCAGCUAGUCUGCAUUUAGAGAAAUGUCUUGAGAUACGAAAGACAAUUUUUCCAGUUGGUCACGACGAGAUAGAGGAAGCCGAGUGUCUCAAACAAGAAAUUCUAGGGCUGAAUGACAAUACAAGUGACUGACAUGAUAUUCUUACUUUGCUCAGUAAGCGUUGCCGUCUGCUUGUGUUCUUGUUAAAAUUAAUGCAACUGUUAUGCAUGGCGCACGAGGUUUGUCUGGGUCCGUGCACCCACUAAAUAUGAUCACAUUGCAGAGG